AUGAAACAUUCUAUAAAGCCAUUCAGCACCAUAGUAAACAUGAAGAUAAUUAUAAUGCUUGUCCUGUUAGCAGUGGUUGCAGGCACAAAAGAAGGCAUAGACCUCUCACUUUGCUCGGACGACAGGACAUAUUGCUAUGACCACAUCCAUGGAAUGAUUAGGCAUGUGGGCUCAGAUUCAAUUGCCCCUCCAUUUGGUGUUAGCACACAGACAAAUGACACAUAUGGCGGGGUGGCUGUUUAUUCAGACACAAAUCCAAAAGUAACAAACUCUUUUAGCUCGCUCUCAGUCGUGCCGGCUGUAAAAUACAAGUACAGCAUGGGGAAUAAAAUGGUAGCUGCACCCGAGUGCGGUCUGGAGCACUCUGCCGCCGAGUGCAAAGUUGUGUCUAUUGGGGCAGCCACACCCACAGUAAGCAAAGCAGUUGUUGCAGGACAGCCAUACCUUGUGUCCACUCCGUCUAUCUCUGCGCCAGUGGAGGAGAUGAAAGUGCCUCCUGCCAUAGUGAGCAUCCCAGAGACAGAAAGCUCUCUUGCUGUGGACCCUUGUGACGAAGCGCCUAUUGUGACACACACGCCCACUAAAGUCUGCUACAGCAAGCCGCAGAAGAAAUAUUUGACUGUAAACUGCUGCAAGACCACAAGAAUUCCCAUCAAGGAGAAGAAAACAAAAAUUCCAUGCAUUUGUGCAGAUGGAACGCCAGCAGCGCGGGUUAUUCCAGAAAAAGAGCCUCAGCUAGAAGUGGCCUCUGGAAAUAUAGCUAUCGCAGAUACAGCAGUUACAGCUACAACCUCUGCUGCACACAUAACACCAGCAAUACAAAUUCCCGUGCAGACGGUGAGCCCCCAAGUACCUCAGCUAGAAAAUGCCCAUGCGUAUAUGAAUUGGGCGUUGAACCCACAGAACCGAUCAAGCCUGAUCCGCACUCCGCUAAACACUUCGGAAGAAGACAAAUUAAUAGUGGAGCAGGAUAGAAAUUAUAUUAUAAGAGCAUCUCGCCAAUUGUAG
Molecule: messenger RNA, 1008 nt
Organism: Nematocida ausubeli
Lineage: Eukaryota; Fungi; Microsporidia
Exons: 1
Coding region: 1-1008 (335 amino acids)
Source: RefSeq, a predicted model, not a curated record